UAUCUCUCUAGGUUUCGUAGCUUUUGAUCCGAGAAAAUGGAGCUCGAUUUUGACGCUGGUAACUUGCUUGAAGACGAAGCUGCUGAAGUUGAACAUAAUGAUAUGGCUGGAUUUGAAGGGGAAAGAUGUGGGAUCUGCAUGGACAUCAUUGUUGAUAGAGGCCUUCUUGAUUGUUGCCAGCACUGGUUCUGCUUUGAAUGCAUUGAUAAUUGGUCUUCGAUCAUGAACCUCUGCCCUUUAUGUCAGAGAGAGUUUCAGUUGAUUACAUGUGUUCCUGUGAAUGAUUCAGGGGAAAGCAGCAAGGUUGAUGAGGUUCCGUUUUCAGGAGAUGAAGAUUGGUGUGUUGAGGAGGAGACUGACGCCCUCUCUUCUCCUUCACACUAUAUUGACGAAAAUGCAGUUGUCUGUUUAGAUGGAGAUCUCUGCAAGAUACGUAACAGCUUCAAUUACAUUGGAGGGGAUUCCAACCUUGAUACAUCAAUUGCUUGUGAUUCUUGUGACACAUGGUAUCAUGCUGUUUGUGUGGGUUUUGAUCUGGAAAUUGCAUCAGAGGAUACAUGGGAGUGUCCGAGGUGUCUCUCAAGUGAAAGACCGCUCGAAUCUGAUGCUUCACCAAUGGACACAACAAACCCUCCGGAGCCUGAAACCACAAAUGGCGAAUGCUCAGUCGAGGCUAUUUACUCUGGAAAUUUUUCAGUCACAGUUGCUGAUGAUGGCGAGACAGCUCUUGUCGUAUCAACAGUCAAAGCAGACGAGUGGCCUAUGAAACCAAGUGAUACCACUGCGUCGUUAGUUCAACCUACGGUGUACGGAAAUCCUGAUAGCUCGCAGCUGGAUAUAUGUAGUAGGAAGGAUUAUACAGAGCAGGCCCCAGGAAAGUUGGAGUUCACGCAGUCCUUGCCACAUAAUUUAUCAUCUGAGUUACCAUCUGAUUCAAAUCAGCCACUGUUUGCUGCACCCAUGGAGAAUAGAGCAGACCCUGUUACAGGUUUUGAAGAAAAGGAGUGUCUGUCUGUCAAUGUUGAAAAAUCUCUUUCCAGUACAGCCGUUUCCAAUUCAGAUGUUGCUAGUGUUGUCAGCUUAAAGAGAAAACAUUCAGAUUGCAGUGGUGAUGAUGACAAUGCGAAAACUAAGACUGAGAUUGCAGAACGUCUUGUUAAACCAAAGCUUGAGGAAAUGGAAGAAAAAGCUCCCAUUCAGCACGAGAGCAGAUCCCCUUCAAACAAUACAACUGUUGAUAUUUUCAGCAUUGUUAAAGGAUUUGGGAGUAAAAAGAAACCCACGCUUCCAAAUACUGCGGAUAAGUCUUCCGAAGGAGAGAAUCCUGUUGGUUUGAGAGUAAAGAAGAUUAAGAAGACACCGGAAGAUGAUAAAGAGUCAUUGGUUCUGGUUGAGAAACUAAGGAAAGAAAUAAGAGAGGCUGUUCGAAACAAAUCAAUGGAAGACAUCAGAAAAGACCAAUUUGAUCCAAAACUCUUGGCCGCCUUCAGAGCUGCUGUGGCAGGGUCCAAAACGGAUGAAGCAAAGAUUCCGGCUCUGGCAUUGAAGGCAAAGAAGUUGAUGCUGCAGAAAGGAAAAGUCCGAGAGAAUCUCACUAAAAAAAUUUAUGCAGAUUCAAAUGGGAAACGGAAAACUGCAUGGCAUCGGGACUGUGAAGUCGAGUUCUGGAAGCAUCGGUGCAUGAAAACUGGAAAGCCUGAGAAAAUUGAGACUCUGAAGUCUGUUCUUAGCCUCUUGAAGAAAAAACCAGCCGACGCCGAGACAAAUGUUUCAUCUGAAACCCCACAGGCUUCAGAUCCUAUUCUCUCCAGAUUAUAUUUGGCAGAUACCUCUGUGUUCCCGAGAAAUCAUGAUAUCAAACCUCUUGUGGGAUCGAAAGAAACGGGGAUCUCUCAAAACAAUGCAAAAACCACAGGACUGGAAAAGACCUUACCAAAGAGCAGUGAUGUCAAGGGGAGCAACUCAAAUGCUGCUGGAACAAAAAUAAACUCGGGAAGCAAACCGCCUAUUUUUGAGAAUCCAGAUGAGCUGAAGAAAGACAAAAGGAAAUGGGCAUUGCAGGUUCUUGCUAGAAAGAAAGCUUUAGCAGGCAGCAACUCAAGCGAAGACAAAGAAGGCUCUCCUGAGCUCAAAGGGAAUUAUCCAUUGUUGGCUCAACUUCCAGCUGAUAUGAGGCCAAGCCUUGCGACCAGUCGCCAUAAUAAAGUUCCUGUGACAGUUAGACAGGCACAACUAUAUCGCUUGACAGAACAUUUCUUGAAGAAAGAAAAUCUUCUGGAAGUUCGAAGAAGUGCUGCGACAGAACUAGCCGUUGCUGAUGCUAUAAAUAUUGAGAAAGUGAUCGCUGACAAAUCAAGUAGCAAAGUUGUGUAUCUGAAUCUAUGCUCACAAGAAAUACUGCACCAUUCAGAGAGCAAAGUGAUGGACAAUAAUGCUGUAGAAUCAAAUACUUCAUUACCACUGUCUAAUAACGGAAUAGAACAUGUUGUUGAUAAAGAUUCAGAUGAUCUAGCCGUCCUUCAAGCGCUCAGAGCAGCCGGUCUUGUUGAUUCACCACCAAACAGCCCGAACCGUUCAUCAGAAGCUCCUCUGGAUAAAGAAGACAGUUCUUUGGACAAAGCUAGAGAGAUAGGUCCAGAUAAUGUACUGGACAUUGGUUCAUUUCCUGAUGCAGACAUCUUUGGGGAUUUUGAGUAUGAGUUGGAAGACGAAGAUUAUAUUGGUGCUACCAAGGCCAAAAAAGCUUCAGAAACACAGCAGGAUGAAGGUUUGACUAAAGUGAAGGUAGUUUUAUCCACUGUUCAACCUGAGAAAGUUCUAAAUCAAUCUGAAGUCUUAGGGAAUGAAGAAACAACAAUAAACCUGAAAGGGACAACAAAUGGUGAAGAAGAUGGGAAGAGCUUUGUUCCUAUGGAGCCUGUACCUGAGGCCGAGGCAGAGGGCGAGGGAGAAAGAGAGGGAGGUGAGAUCCUUUCUUUAGCUGAGUGUGAAGAACUGUACGGACCUGGGACAGAGAAACUAGUUGAGAAACCUCUCAUUGAAGGAUCAGCGGAUAACGGUCUUCAAGCUAAAGCACCCGAUUCAGAGUGCGAGAGCAACACGCACAGAGAGUUCAUCGCUUCAAACUUCGAGAAAAAACUGCCCAAAAGGAUCCCAAAUUGUAAUCCAAGCGAGAAGCCGUCUAAAGAAGAGAACAGCAAAGCUGAUGGGUUCAGUGACUCCAUCAUCAAGAAGGUUGAGGCAUACAUCAAGGAACAUAUAAGACCACUGUGUAAGAGCGGAGUGAUAAACGUAGAACAAUACAGAUGGGCAGUGACGAAAACCAGAGAGAAAGUGAUGAAGUAUCAUAGCAAAGCCAAGAGUGCCAACUUCUUGAUCAAAGAAGGGGACAAGAUUAAGAAACUCGCCGAGCAAUAUGUUGAAACAGCCGCUUCUUCUUCUGCCACCGGCGCUCACCACAAGGACAAGUGCAAGUGACUAGCAGAUGCGUAAAUUAGAUGACGAAGGAAACAAAUAGUUCAGUAUUAAAAACGUAAAUAAAAUUUUAAGUUAUCUAUCUUUUGUGUUCUCCCAGGCCACUGUAUUAGAACGCAGUUCUUGCCUACGAGUUCUGGAAAAAGAAAAACCUGAAGAUGAAGUUAUAUAUUAAUUAAAUUUAAUGGAAGAGAUUAUUCUCAUCUGUUAUUUUGGUCACUGAAUUACUAGUUUGAGG
Molecule: messenger RNA, 3712 nt
Organism: Eruca vesicaria subsp. sativa (arugula)
Lineage: Eukaryota; Viridiplantae; Streptophyta; Magnoliopsida; Brassicales; Brassicaceae
Source: the annotation of a GenBank genome assembly